Molecule: messenger RNA, 687 nt
Organism: Brachypodium distachyon (stiff brome)
Lineage: Eukaryota; Viridiplantae; Streptophyta; Magnoliopsida; Poales; Poaceae
Product: translation initiation factor IF-2-like
Exons: 3
Coding region: 1-687 (228 amino acids)
Source: RefSeq, a predicted model, not a curated record
AUGGCGGAGGAGCCGGAAGCGGCUCUUGCGCCAAGUCCUGCUGCGCCGGCCACGGCGGCAGCAGUGGUCACCACUGCCACUGAGAUGGCACCCGGCGACACGCCAGCGGCCGGGGACGCUGCUGGCGCGGAUCCUUCUUCCGCCCAACAGGGGGCGGCCCCUGCCGGCGGCGCGGCAACCUCCCCAGCCCCGCAGUCCCAGGGCAUGGGUGAGGGGGAGGUUGCUGGGCAAGUGGACGACCCCCCGCCCAGCUACACGGUGGCGGUGGGGGCUUCGUCGUCGUCCGCUGCCUCCUUCAACACCGACCUCGCCGUGGAGAAGGAGCGGCAGGAACUCUCCCGACUGUGGGAGGAGACGCGCCUCGCCAGGGAGGAGGCGCGCCUUGCCCAGGAAGCCCUGGAGAACGCCGACGCGCCGGUUGUGACCGAGGAGGAGCUUUACCGGCAGUUGGAGGCUCAGCGGGCCGAGCUCCAGGGAGCUCUGGACUCGAUGGUGGUGGCCCAAGCGGCAACCAAGAAGGAGCACACCGAGGUAAUCACCACAGCUCAGGCCCGGAUCGACGAGAAGAGCGACCUGAUCGCCAACUACCUCGGGGAGAUCCAGGCCUACGUUCAAGCACUUAGCUUCUCGUUCAGUCUCGUGCUCGGCACGCUUGCCGGUGAUGUGUGCCUGGCACGUCUCCCUUGA